Phaeodactylum tricornutum CCAP 1055/1 is the source of this 735-nucleotide messenger RNA. RefSeq lists its product with no specific name. The transcript has a single exon. The record is from RefSeq and is a predicted model, not a curated record. Bases 1 to 735 code for a protein of 244 amino acids. Lineage: Eukaryota; Bacillariophyta; Bacillariophyceae; Surirellales; Neidiaceae.
AUGCCACCACCGGAACGUGAUUUCGAGCUCAAAAACCUCAAAAUCCGAGUGUCGGAUCAGCAAAGCCAGCUAGCUGUAAUUAUUACACACCCAUGGGGUUUGCUCGGUGGUAACAUGCACAAUAACGUUGUCUGCGCUGCGGCCUUAUAUUUCCAGCGACUUGGAAUCACCACUGCUCGCUUCGAUUUCGAUGGCAGUAUCGGCCGAGGUCAUGCGCAAGUGGAUCAAUUACUAACAGUAGCGCAAAAUAUGCUUGACGGCAAAUUUUCCAUCGACGAGGAGACCAAGCCAACGAAUCUAUUAUUGAUUGGGUAUUCCUACGGAGCUCUGAUUGCAGCAAGUGCGACAUCCCAACUGCACUCAAUCUGCGUCGCCCUGGUGUGCAUCGCACCACCCUUUGGCGUCCAACACUGGUUGCUCUGCUUUCAUGCUAAAUAUCAUAUGGAGCAAGCAGCAGCCUCACCCGACUUGCCGCGACUUUUCUUGCUAGGGGACAAGGACAAUUUCACGUCCGAAAAGGCGUUUACGGAUACCAUUGCGAGCAAAUUUCCCACACAAGUCUCUACCGGAGCCGUUUUAAAGGGGGCCGACCACUUCUUUCAACGUCGAGAAAAGGAUGUCUUGGACGUAGUUGGAGAAUGGAUUCUCGAAACGUUUCCAAUUUGUGGCGGGGAUUUACACAAAUUAAAAUACAGCGACUUUGGCGCCCCGAACGCUCACUCCCGAGUAAUUUGA